AUGAUCAACUCGUGGUUUCAGGGUGGUCCUAGCUUUAGAGAUGAGCCCGUGUCGCUCAUGGAUAGCUGGCGGGCGUAUGAGGCCCAGGGUGGUGGAUUAGACAUGGAGAGUGGCGAGGUUGCGUCGUCGUCUGGAGCAGGUGGCGGCGGAUCUUCAGGAGGUGCAACAGCUAGCGGGAUUCCCGGACUUAGCUUCGACGCUUUCACGCCGUAUUUUCAGAACGCGUCCGAUUCCGUCAAUGCGACAUGGUCGAGUGUUUCAAAGAACGUGCAGGAGUUGCCAGGAAGCAUACAGAAGCAGGCGAACGUGCUGCCGUCGCGGAAAGCCCUGAUGUACUUCGUGGUGGUGCUGGCGACGGGCGUGUUCUUCCUCUUCCUUGCCUUCUCCAUGUUCCUCCCGGUCAUUGUGCUCGCUCCUCAGAAGUUCGCUGUCUGCUUCACAAUAGGCUGCCUGCUCGUGGUGGGCUCCUUCUUUGUGCUCAAAGGACCCAUGGUGCAGCUCCAGAGCAUGACCUCCGCUGAGCACAAUCUACUGCUCAAUGGUUCUUCACUCUUACCUGCUUUCAGUAAUAUCGUCAGGAGCACAGGUACUUGCACUUGUUUAUUACGUCGUGCCGAGCACGAAGAUAUCAUGGCAGCCAUGGGGUGUCAAGCAAUGAUGAAGUCGUUCCUCGUCAGCACCACUCUCAAGGAUGGCUGCGAUUCAUUUCACUCACAAGCCACCAGCCGACCAGCGUCACAUGGCCGUCGCAGCUCGCCGCGUCUGGCGGUGAGAGCGGCGGCGAAGACGGAGGAUGAUCCGGCGGCAAAGGCGCUUCAGGCGAAGUCAUUAGGCGAGCUGCGGGCGAUGGCGAGGGAGAAAGGGUUGCGCGGAGAUACCAAGGCAGAGCUGGUCAAGCUGCUGCUGCAGACCCAGCCGUCCUCGUCAUCCCCUGUGCAUCCGUCCGCAGUGAUCCCUCCCCCUGAAUCGACGCACAGACCCACCACUCUAGCUCCCACCGCCGCCAGCAGCACAGCCAGCGGGGUUUCCGGCAGCAAGGGCGGCGGCAAGGGCGGGAAGGCGGAGGCGGCGAAGGCGCUGGAGGCGAUGAGCACGGCGCAGCUGCGCGCCAUGGCCCGGGAGAAGGGGCUCCGGGGCGACACGCGCGCCGAGCUGAUUAAUCUCCUCGUAGCCGCCCUCCCCCAGUCCGCCAAGCCCACCUCAAACGCCUCGGUAAUGCCGCGGCCCCUCCCCCCGUCCGCCUCGCCUGCUGCUGCAGCAGCCGCCGCAGCAGCCUCUGGGGACGGCAACGGUGCGAGCAGCAGCAGCAGGGAGUCGGAAGUGGCGGAGGCGGAGGUGGUGCUGCCACCGUUCGCCUCGGACAUCCCCCCUGGCGGCAUUGCCAUCAGCCAAGUGCAGCCUAAGGUGGGCAGUGGGGCAACGGCAAAGGAGGUAAAGGAGGCAGCAGCGGAGCUGAAUCAGGGGCAGUUCGUGCGCUCCGUGCUCAUAGGCGGCUUUGGCCUCGCCCUCGUGCCUCUCGUGCUGCCUCUCGCCCCCAUGAACAGACUCGUCCCAGGCUCGCCUGCUGAACAGCUGGCAGCGCAGCUAGGGGAGGAGGCGACAGUGCUGCUCAACUCACUGCUCGACACGCAAGCUGUCACAGUGAAUCAGCUGCAGGCGCUCAUGCCUCUCAUCUCGCCAGACCUGGACCCCACCACGCGGGCUGCCAGAGCUGCUUGGUUCUGUCAGCAGGUGCCUCCAGCUGCUCGCUCGGAACAGGCGGAGAAAUUCUGCAAAACUGUCGCUCAGAUUGGCAUUCGAGCAGCUGCUCAGUGA
Closterium sp. NIES-65 is the source of this 1815-nucleotide messenger RNA. NCBI's taxonomy places the organism in Eukaryota, Viridiplantae, Streptophyta, Zygnematophyceae, Desmidiales, Closteriaceae. The record is from the annotation of a GenBank genome assembly.